Budorcas taxicolor (takin) is the source of this 3188-nucleotide messenger RNA. It is a transcript of the gene DHX35, whose product is annotated as DEAH-box helicase 35. Bases 1 to 2112 code for a protein of 703 amino acids. The transcript is spliced from 22 exons. Gene Ontology annotation, cellular component: catalytic step 2 spliceosome; intracellular anatomical structure. The record is from RefSeq and is a predicted model, not a curated record. Lineage: Eukaryota; Metazoa; Chordata; Mammalia; Artiodactyla; Bovidae. Gene Ontology annotation, molecular function: RNA binding.
AUGGCAGCGCCCGUGGGACCGGUGAAGUUCUGGCGACCUGGUACAGAGGGGCCAGGUGUCAGCAUCUCUGAAGAGAGACAAAGUCUAGCUGAAAACUCGGCAACAACUGUUGUUUACAACCCUUACGCUGCCCUUUCUAUAGAGCAGCAGAGGCAGAAGCUGCCAGUGUUCAAGCUGAGGAAUCACAUAUUAUACUUGAUAGAAAACUAUCAGACAGUAGUGAUCGUUGGAGAAACAGGAUGUGGGAAAAGCACACAGAUUCCACAGUACCUGGCAGAAGCUGGCUGGACGGCCGAAGGAAAAGUGGUGGGAGUCACCCAGCCCCGAAGAGUGGCUGCUGUUACGGUUGCAGGGAGAGUGGCUGAGGAGAGGGGAGCGGUGCUGGGCCAUGAGGUGGGCUACUGUAUCCGCUUUGAUGACUGCACCAGCCCGCUGGCCACGAGAAUUAAGUUUCUGACCGAUGGAAUGCUGGUCAGGGAAAUGAUGGUUGAUCCUUUAUUAACAAAAUACAGUGCCAUCAUGCUGGAUGAAGCCCACGAGAGGACCUUGUACACCGACAUUGCCAUUGGUCUGCUGAAAAAGAUUCAGAAGAAGCGAGGGGAUCUUCGACUGAUUGUGGCUUCAGCCACUUUGGAUGCAGAGAAAUUUCGGGAUUUCUUUAAUCACAAUGACACCAGUGACCCAACCAGGGAUACGUGUGUGAUCCUUACAGUGGAAGGGCGAACAUUUCCAGUGGACAUCUUUUAUCUACAGAGUCCUGUUCCAGAUUACAUCAAAUCAACCGUAGAAACUGUGAUGAAAAUUCACCAGACUGAGGGAGAUGGAGACAUAUUAGCAUUUCUCACUGGUCAGGAAGAGGUGGAAACUGUCGUGUCAAUGCUGAUUGAGCAGGCUCGAGCGCUGGGUCAGACUGGGAUGAAGAGACACCUCCGGAUUCUCCCCAUGUAUGCAGGACUGCCCUCCUUUGAGCAAAUGAAAGUGUUUGAAAGGGUGUCACGCAGUGUCAGAAAGGUGAUCGUGGCCACCAAUGUAGCAGAAACCUCCAUCACAAUCAGCGGGAUUGUGUACGUGAUUGACUGUGGCUUCGUGAAGCUCCGGGCCUACAACCCCAGGACAGCUAUCGAGUGCUUGGUGGUGGUCCCAGUGUCCCAGGCAUCAGCCAACCAGCGAGCAGGACGUGGUGGCCGCAGCCGCUCAGGGAAAUGUUACCGCCUUUAUACAGAGGAAGCCUUUGACCAGCUGCCUCAGUCCACUGUCCCUGAGAUGCAGCGGAGCAACCUGGCCCCCGUCAUCCUGCAGCUGAAGGCGCUAGGGAUCGACAACGUCCUCAGGUUCCACUUCAUGUCGCCACCUCCAGCGCAGUCGAUGGUCCAAGCACUGGAGUUACUCUAUGCUCUGGGAGGUCUGGACAAAGACUGUCGCCUAACUGAACCGCUUGGCAUGAGAAUAGCAGAGUUUCCUUUGAAUCCCAUGUUUGCAAAAAUGCUGCUUGAAUCAGGGAAUUUUGGCUGUUCUCAGGAAAUUCUAAGCAUUGCCGCCAUGAUGCAGAUCCAGAAUGUCUUUGUGGUCCCCUCAAACCAGAAGUCUCAGGCUAUUCGAGUGCACCGGAAAUUUGCCGUGGAGGAGGGUGACCAUCUUACCAUGCUCAAUGUGUAUGAAGCAUUUAUCAAACACAACAAGAACUCCCAGUGGUGUCAGGAGCAUUUCCUAAACUACAAGGGUCUCGUCAGAGCUGUGACAGUGAGGGAGCAGUUGAAAAAGCUUCUCGUCAAGUUUCAAGUGCCCAAGAAAUCUAGUGAAGGUGAUCCAGAUCCAGUUCUGAGGUGCAUCGUUUCCGGAUUCUUUGCAAAUGCCGCCAGGUUUCAUUCUACUGGAGCUUAUAGGACCAUCCGUGAUGAUCAUGAAUUGCACAUCCACCCAGCAUCGGUCCUCUAUGCAGAGAAGCCGCCUCGCUGGGUUAUCUACAAUGAAGUUAUGCAAACCUCCAAGUAUUACAUGAGAGAUGUGACCGCCAUUGAGUCUGCUUGGCUGUUGGAGCUGGCUCCACACUUUUAUCAGCAAGGAACGCACCUGUCCCUAAAAGCCAAGAGGGCCAAGGUCCAGGACCAGUGAGCAGAGCUGGCGGCCGCUGCAGGGGCUGCUCGGUGUCCCCUCCUCCACGCUGUCACCCCCGGCCCAGGGUAGACAAGCUGGCGUCGGCUCCUGUGGACCCUUCAGCGGCUCUGCAGUGGGCUGCAGCCCGUUCACAGCCCCCUCCUGCCCGCUCCCCUCAGCAUCUGCAUUCCUCGCUGGGAUCCAGAGGAGUCUGGGCCUGGGCAGGCGUCCUGCUGCGCAGGAGUUGGAAAGCCCGUGCUCUUGGCUCACCCAGCACCCUCCCUGGCCCAGCGUGCCCCUGUCACCAGGCAUGAACUCCAGCCCAGCUUCAUGGGGAGCAGGGAGGAAGGUGGACUGCUGCAGACUGAAGCACCACAUGGGGUGGGCAGGGCUUUGCUGGGCUGGCCUUGCUCUCCCUGCUGGGACCCCUCCUUUAUUGACCAGUGAGGUCCUUGGCCAAGUGUGGACAUGGCGCAUAUCUAUGAUGAGACCCUGGAAAUGCGGCGGAUUUCUGCCAGUCACCCAGGGGCAUGUUUAAUGGGCACCGGGGCUCUCAAGCCAAGUAGCUUCUGUUUCCCUCUGCCCAUGUUCCUGUUUGUCUGCAUUUGGGAGAUUUGCAAGGAUUGGCAGUCAACAGAGAGGACUCCUGUGCACACGGCUCCUUGGCUUCACAAGCAGCUUAGCUCCCCUUCCGCGCACGGUACCAUGUCCCAAUGCCACUAGUGAAAGCUCAUCUGCUCGAAACCCAUCCCAGAUCUUCGGUAGCAGAAAUUCACAACCGUUUAGAGGCUCUAAGCUUCUGUAGCUCAGGAACAUACCUUGUCCGUUUGUCUUCUGUGUGUUUGCUUGGGUUCUUGUGAGAAGGCGGGGGCCCUUCCAGCAGGCACUGGUGUCAUCGUCCCCGGGGCUGCUUGGCUGGGAUGAUGUCUGCAAGCACAUAGCUUGAAAGUUUAUUUUUGUACUGAUCCUAGUUUGGAUGUGCCACUUUUGGCACCAAACGUGUAUGUCAUUUUUAUUUCUGUUUUAUAAACAUGUAAAUAAUAGUGGUCACUUGUUAAUAAUAGUAAACCUUUAUACUUAAAGUAAAUGUAGUC